Messenger RNA from Komagataella phaffii GS115, 696 nucleotides. Its product is annotated as Transcription/RNA-processing factor. The record is from RefSeq and is a predicted model, not a curated record. The coding region runs from base 1 to 696 and encodes 231 amino acids. Lineage: Eukaryota; Fungi; Ascomycota; Pichiomycetes; Pichiales; Pichiaceae. Gene Ontology annotation, biological process: termination of RNA polymerase II transcription. Gene Ontology annotation, cellular component: mRNA cleavage and polyadenylation specificity factor complex; nucleus. Gene Ontology annotation, molecular function: RNA polymerase II CTD heptapeptide repeat phosphatase activity. The transcript has a single exon.
AUGUCAGAGCUUCUCAGCUUUUGUACGGUAUGCGCGUCCAAUCAAAACCGUUCCAUGGAGGCACACAAAUUGUUGAAAGACGCCGGAUACAAGGUUCGUUCGUAUGGGACAGGGUCAGCCGUUAGGUUGCCUGGUCCAUCUAUCGACAAGCCCAAUGUGUUCCAAUUUGGAACCCCUUACAGCACAAUGAGAGAACAAUUGAUGAAACAAGACGUUCGUCUACAUCAGGCAAACGGAGUUUUGAAAAUGAUCGAUAGAAAUGAAAAAAUAAAAGAGGCUCCUCAACGAUGGCCCUAUAUCGGUCAAGAACCACAAACAACAGAAGGUCUAGACUUUGAUAUUGUGUUUACAUGCGAAGAGCGGUGUUUUGAUGCUGUAGUAGAGGAUUUCAUGAACAGAUCUUACAACGACACUAGCUCCCAAAUUAACAGAAAGUUGAUUCACGUAAUUAACGUUGAAAUUAGAGAUGAUUACGAUAAUGCAUUGAUUGGAGGUCAAGGUAUCCUGGACUUGGCCCAGCAGUUGGAAAAGAAGAUGGAAGAAGCUAACGAAUUCAACCAGAAGCCUGACCAGAAGGACAGCACAAGUAUACAGAAAAAUUACGAUUUGUUUGAGGACAGUAUUCCGGAUAUCCUGGCAGCUUGGCAAAAAGAUCAUCCAAAUCUCCCCUUACUGUACAGUGUAUGCUACAAUUAA